AUCCAUAGGAGCGAGCAGAAUCAGUCUGAAUGUAGAGGAUUCAUUUAAGUGAGGGGUUUCAAAUUGUAUGGCGUUUCUUCCAUCCCCUCCAAUGGCAGUUGCGUUUCGCCUUAAGAUCGGUAUUCUGUUGGGGCUGCUGUUCAGACAGGCUCAGUCAGCUCGAUUAUACACUGAAGAGGAUCCAGUGGUUAUACUGAGCAGCGACAGCCUGAAGCAGACCGUGUUCAACUCCUCCAGCGCCUGGCUGCUUCAGUUCUACUCGUCGUGGUGCGGCCACUGUAUCCAGUACUCGCCUACAUGGAAAGCACUGGCAGGCGACGUGAAGGACUGGGCACAGGCCAUUCGUAUAGGCGUUCUGGAUUGUGCUCAUGAGAAGAACUUUGACAUCUGUAAGGAGUUUGGAAUCCACUUCUACCCCACCUUCAGGUAUAUUAAGGCACAUGACACCACUAAUGAUUAUGGGAAGACAUAUCAUGGGGCUGACAGAGAGCUUCAGACAGUGAGGCAGUUGAUGGUGAACUUCCUCCAAAACCACACAAAGCAAGACUGGCCUGUGGGCUGCCCUCCCCUUGACCCUGCCAGGUCUGAGGACAUCCUGUCCUUAAUGGGGAAGAAAACGGAGUUCUAUACUGCAGUUAUAGUUGAGGACAAAGACUCUUAUAUAGGAAGAGAGGUAAUUUUGGACCUAUUGCCAUAUGAGGGUUUGGCAGUGAAGAGAACGCUGAGCUCAGACAAACUUCUAAUGGAGGAACUAGGAAUUACUUCAGUUCCCUCAGUGUACCUCUUCCAUCCCAACGGCACACACACUAUCAUGAAUGUUCAGAAGAGGCUACGCUUUUUCUUCUCCUCCUUCCUAAAACUCCUCCCUGGAGUACACAGGAAACAGUCCACCUCAUCCCUGCAGCGUCCUCAGCCUGGGAAUAAUGGACAGGGAACCCAGGUGGAGUGGAAAGUGUUUGAAAAGUCUAAGGUUUACAUGGCAGAUCUGGAAUCUGGCUUACAUUAUUUACUGAGGGUUGAACUGGCCACACACAAGACCUUAGAAGGAGAAGAACUAAAAACUUUCAAGGACUUUGUAACAGUUGUCGCCAAGCUAUUCCCAGGUCGCCAAUCUGUGGUGAAACUUCUUGAGACGUUGCUGGAAUGGCUAGUCAGUUUACCUUUGGAGAAGAUCCCCUACGAUGCUAUCCUGGACUUAGUUAACAACAAGAUGAGGAUCUCAGGGCUGUACCUAGGUGAGCAAGUGCAGUGGGUUGGAUGCCAGGGUAGUAGUGUGGCACUAAGAGGAUAUCCCUGCUCCCUCUGGACUCUGUUUCACGUUCUGACUGUGCAAGCUGCCAACCGACCUGAUGCUCUAGCUAACACUGGGUUUGAGGAUGAUCCCUUGGCAGUGCUUCAAACCAUGCGUCGCUACAUUGGGACCUUCUUUGGGUGCCAGGAGUGUGGGAAGCAUUUUGAGGAAAUGGCUCAGGAAUCUGUGAACCAGGUCAAGACUGUUGAUGAGGCUGUGCUGUGGCUGUGGAGAAAACACAACCAGGUUAACGCAAGACUGGCAGGUUCAAUGAGCGAGGACCCCAUGUUUCCUAAGACGCAGUGGCCGACUCCUGAUCUCUGUCCCACAUGCCAUGAGGAGCAAGAAGGCCUUCACGUCUGGAACGAACAGAUGGUGCUCGCUUUCCUCAAACAACACUACGGCGCUUCAAACAUCUCCCUAAAAUACUCCAGCAACAGCCAACCAGAGCCAGGCCCUCCUGCUCCCGACAAACCCAAAGCCAUAACCAAACCUAACAGCAACAGUCACCUCAACCAGAACCUAAAGCCAUCUCCUGAUAGCGUUCCAAAACAUCAGAAGAGGACAGAAAUCAGUGGUGCGGGAGAGAAGCUCACCGGUGUCCAGAUAGAAGCCAGGCCAGGGAUGACAUUCCUGGGUCUGGGAUUCUCCAGCCUGGACAUGAGUCUCUGUGUGCUGCUCUACACCCUCUCCUGUGUCUUCCUCAUGUUCAUGUUUUUCUUCUUCCGCUUUCGCUCAAAGAGAUGGAAAGCCAGAAACUACCGGCCUUACGUAUAGCAGCGGAAUGCUGAGAUGGAAAACUGUGGAUAAGGUGAAUGUAAUAUAUGAAACCCCUGCCAAGUGUUGAAGGAGACUUUUAAUUUAUUUGAUUACUUUUAUUUGUUUCGGUUUUUGUUGUUGUUGAUGUUUUUGUGAAGUGCUUUGUAAUGAAGAACUUGUCUAAUGACUGAUGAAAGUCCAACUCGAGUAUCAGGCCUAGUUGUGUGAACAAGCACCUGUUAGCGAGUAUUUCUCAACCCUAAACAAACAGAGAGGAUGAUUUAACAGGAGAAACUAUUUUAUUAAAGUAAAAGUAACAACCGAGGUCAAAGUAUAUUUUUAUGAAUAUUCUACAUUAUUUAUAGAGAUUUUUAUUGAAAUAAUAUAUCCUAAGUUUCUCACAGGGUAUGUUUCGCUCUCUAUGAAAGUCACACUGUCCCCAUAUUUCUGUUUGAUGGUCCAAAAAACACUUGGGAAUAUGAUUUAUUCUGUUGCUCAAGGUCGCUAGCAGAGAAGCCAGUGACACGUAACACACUGCCUGCCAAUGACCAGAUGUGGAAAAACCCUUGGUUUUGUUACUCUCAUGGUCCAUUGAAAUAUGCUAUAUGAACUCUGUUUUAAUUUAUUUUUUUUUUGUCUGCAAGUAAAGUCACAACAAGAGCUACUGUGGUACAUGAAGUUAAUUUUAAGCAUAAUUUCUAUUUUUUUUAACCUUUUAAAUCCUGUCGUAAUGCUUAAUAAUUGGUUGUACUGGUGCAACUCAGCAGUAAGGGAUUUAUAAUGACUACAAUAAUCUCUUUCAAAAAAUAAAAAUGAGUCAGAUUUUCAGACUUUUUGGUACUCUGUUAUACUGAGCACACUUAGUGAGUAAACCUUUAUUCAUAAUCUCUUCUUUUUUCUUUAGAUUACCGAGACUCUUUUGAACUGGAACUUUUCAAUAAAUAUUUUAUAAUUUUACUAUACUAUAAUUGUACUCCGAGGAUUCUUGAUCACAGACCAUUUAUUGUUCAACAUCUAUAGUACUACAGCAGUAUUUUGAUUCAAAGUUUAGAAUUAAAAUGUGUUGAUAUUGUAAAACUUUCAAUAUCAUUAUCAGCAUUUGGUUUGUGGACUGAUUUGUAAUGUGUUCAGCUUGUGAUAUUUAUUUUAUGGAGCAGUGUUAAUGUGGACCUGAGGCUAAAUAUUUAUAAAGCAUUCUUAAUAAAAUACGGCUUCUGUGUUGUGACAGUAUGUGAACAUAAUGGUGGCCUUCUAAGCUGCCCCAAAUGAACGGCUGUAAAUUGCAUUGCAUUUAAUUAUUUCCAGUGUUUUAAGAAUUAUAUUUUUAUGUAAAGACUAUUUUGGGGGGCGGUUGUUCUGUAUAUAUGUAGUUUGUCCUUUCAGGAAAGUUAUUGCAUUUUGUAUAAAGAACACUGUAAGUUGUCUUUCAAAUAAAAAUGUAUAAU
Sinocyclocheilus rhinocerous is the source of this 3495-nucleotide messenger RNA. It is a transcript of the gene qsox2, whose product is annotated as quiescin Q6 sulfhydryl oxidase 2. Lineage: Eukaryota; Metazoa; Chordata; Actinopteri; Cypriniformes; Cyprinidae. Gene Ontology annotation, biological process: protein folding. The record is from RefSeq and is a predicted model, not a curated record. The coding region runs from base 68 to 2068 and encodes 666 amino acids. Gene Ontology annotation, molecular function: protein disulfide isomerase activity; flavin-dependent sulfhydryl oxidase activity. The transcript has 12 exons. Gene Ontology annotation, cellular component: Golgi membrane.